This is a messenger RNA of Penicillium psychrosexuale, 1182 nucleotides long. RefSeq lists its product as uncharacterized. The transcript has a single exon. The record is from RefSeq and is a predicted model, not a curated record. The coding region runs from base 1 to 1182 and encodes 393 amino acids. Lineage: Eukaryota; Fungi; Ascomycota; Eurotiomycetes; Eurotiales; Aspergillaceae.
AUGGCUCAAGCACCACCCAUGUUCACCCCUGAUAGCGAAUUCGCUGAGCUAGAAACCUCUCCAGGCCUCAAGGAUGGGGGCCUUUCGUUAAUGGCGCUGGCUCGAUUUGAGUUCGAGGCGGGCAGGUCUAAUGAUGGCACUAAAAUUUUGAUGAUUGAGUGGGAGGACGACGAUCCGACCCGAUCUGCGAUGGAGGGGUCGUGGCAUGUCUCAUGGGCCGGCAAAACUGCCACGAUGCCCGCCGAUGAAAGACCGAGUGACAGCCUGCGCCGUUGCUACUUCUUGCUCCCUCCCUAUACUACCAUUCCUCCCAUUGUCACUCUGUCGUAUGAACCCAAGCCCUCGCCGACAGGUGUGCCUGCCCCUAAAAGGCCCCAAGACACCUUCCAGCUUAAUCCUCUCCCCGCCAUUUUCCCUCCUGCAUUGGGCGCCACGGGACGCACAGCUGGCAAAAAGGGCGUUUUGCAUACUAUCUGGGCGAAGAAGCGCCUGCAAGUUCUUGAAAAGGAGAUUGAGGAUGAAUCACGCAACAACGCCGAAGGAAUCGCGCUGCUUAUGGCCAUUCAGGAGAAGGAAUGGAUUGAGUUGAACUUUGGAAUAGGCUCGCGUGCUGUCGACUCGGUUGACGGUAACCAUGAUUCCGCGAAUUCAUCCUCCGUGUAUCCAGCCACACCGGUGUCACCAGUCAGUGGCAGGAAUCUGAGUGACAAACUUAAGGGACUCAAGUUGCAGACCAGCGACAAGGAUCUGUCAGGAGGUGGUAUGUAUUUCUGCACCGACUUACAUGUCCCAGAAGCUGACUUACUAGGACUAGGUUCUCACGGAGCAUCGCUUCUGUCCCCGCAAUCGCCUGAUGUUGCAGUUUCCUCUUUCAGCUCGUUCAGCAGCCUCGCUAAUAGCCACCUACAUUCUAUGCCAACGCCUAACACCAAUCCCACCCCUACCCCAAGCUCUCACAUUAAUCUCUCGGGCCCCGAAUCACUGAAACCCGUUGCACUCUUCCCGCCUGACUUCCUCCAGGAGACUCAACAGACAAGCGAGCCCACUGGGUUCACGGCAAUGGAUGCAGCGAUGGGUUCAAUCACGCGCACUCCGAGCAAUGAUUCCGGCGAAGAAUUGUUCGCCAAGGCACUGAGCCCGCGCUCACCGGAUCUCCCUCGCAGCCCAUUCUCAUUCCGUUGA